AUGCUGUUGGAAGAGUUUUGCAUUAAGGUCUACUUUUGGCCAUUCCUAUCGUAUUUGGCGAGCAUCAAGGGACUGUGUCCGCUGUAUCCAACAGGUUAUCUGCCCGUAUAUCCAUUGCCGCCACCAAAUGGUCCACUAACUCCACCUCCUCCACCUCCAUUUUCGUCAUUGCCGCCACUGCCGUUGCCUGUGCCGCCUGUUGGACCGCCCUAUAUGCCACCUUCGACAUCUGUAGUGAUACCGACAUUCCAGCCAACACCACCGUUUCCACAGACAUCGGCAACGCCGCCGUUUACCCCACCACUGACUUCGGUGACUCCACCGUUUCCACCGCCGACGACCAUUACGACAACAACGACCUCGUCAAGCAGCACCAGCACCACCAUUGGCACCACUCUGCCCUUGCCGACGUGCCCGAGUCAGCCGUUGGUCUGUCUGCCAGGAGGCAUGCGUCCGUUGCCCAAUUGCCCUUGCAUAGAUCCACGACAGCAAAAUUCUCGACUGGUGGCGUCGACUGGUCAAAUUGGUUCGGACAUGAUGAUUUUUAUGCCACUCAAUCCGGGGCCACAGCGUCGUCGUCGCCGUCGUCGUCGGCGACGUCGCAGCAGUCUUCACCUGUAGACGCAUCUCCCCUUCCGCCUCCUGCUCCUCCACCAACCCU
This is a messenger RNA of Drosophila willistoni, 661 nucleotides long. Its product is annotated as proline-rich receptor-like protein kinase PERK2. The transcript has a single exon. Lineage: Eukaryota; Metazoa; Arthropoda; Insecta; Diptera; Drosophilidae. The record is from RefSeq and is a predicted model, not a curated record. The coding region runs from base 1 to 621 and encodes 206 amino acids.